This is a messenger RNA of Ctenocephalides felis (cat flea), 531 nucleotides long. RefSeq lists its product as uncharacterized. The transcript has 3 exons. The record is from RefSeq and is a predicted model, not a curated record. Lineage: Eukaryota; Metazoa; Arthropoda; Insecta; Siphonaptera; Pulicidae. Bases 38 to 433 code for a protein of 131 amino acids.
AAAAAAUAAUAUUAUAAUAUAAAUAUUUUAGUUGUUUAUGAAAAAGUUUAUUUAUUACAAAAAUAGCAAUAUGGUUUCGCAAUUAACAAUUGUCUUGUUGAUCGUUGUGGUGUCUUGCAAUGUUGCACUUGGAGCAGUCUUCAGAACAGCACCAACAAUUCAUGAAGAUCAUCCUGAAAAGUGCUUCUACAAGCCAACAAAUUCUUUCUACAGUCCAGGAGAAUCAUUUAGAGCACCAAACCAAUGUGUGCUUCUAACAUGCACACAGGAUUAUAGUUUUGCCGGAUCAGGAUGCGGGUCCAUCGGCGCCUCCGACGAGUUUGAAAUAGUUCCCGUUGACCUCAGCAAACCUUACCCAGAUUGUUGUCCAACCAUAAGACGCAAACAAGAAUUCAAUCACAUAGAUUUGGAUACGAACGACAUAGAAAUUUAACUGCGUUUUUGCCAAAAUUAAAAUAAGAUAUGUUUGUUCGUGUAAAUACUCUGCUGUGAUCUGUUGAUGCGUCGAUGUUAUGAAUAUUUUGUUAAUUU